This is a messenger RNA of Penicillium coprophilum, 1506 nucleotides long. RefSeq lists its product as uncharacterized. Lineage: Eukaryota; Fungi; Ascomycota; Eurotiomycetes; Eurotiales; Aspergillaceae. The record is from RefSeq and is a predicted model, not a curated record. Gene Ontology annotation, cellular component: plasma membrane. Gene Ontology annotation, molecular function: dipeptide transmembrane transporter activity; allantoate transmembrane transporter activity. Gene Ontology annotation, biological process: tripeptide transport; allantoate transport; dipeptide transport. Bases 1 to 1506 code for a protein of 501 amino acids. The transcript has 8 exons.
AUGCAAUCUUAUGACCCCAAUCUAGAUGAGAAGGAUUUGAAGGGGGAGGUGAGGCACUUGGUCGGGAUCUCGAUCUGGGCCAAGUACUCGCUGUUCAAGCAACACCUGCAGAGGAACGGAAAGUGUUGUGGAAGCUUGACCUUAUGUGAAUUGGUUCCGUUGAUGGGAGUCGCAUAUUUCCUCCAAUUCCUCGACAAGCUAGCUCUCAGUCAGGCGACCCUGUUUGGUUUACGCGAAGAUUUGAACAUGCACGGAGCAGAAUAUUCAUGGGCGUCUGCGAUCUUCUAUUUUGGGUAUUUUGCAUGGAGUUGGCCUAGCUCAUAUAUUGUCGUCCGACUUCCUAUUGGAAAAUACAUAUCAGUCUCAGUCUUCCUUUGGGGCGGUGCCCUGAUGUGUCAUGCUGCUUGCUCUAAUUGGAGUGGACUCAUGGCCGCCCGUUUCUUCUUGGGUGUAGGUGAGGCGGCUAUUGCGCCUGGCUUUACAUUGCUUACGGGCAUGUUUUAUAAACGCGAGGAGCAGCCCCUACGACAAUCUGCCUGGUUUUUCGGAAACUUCCUUGCUGUGCUCAUUGGUGGAUUGAUUGCCUAUGGUAUCGGGACUAUUAAUACGUCAGCAAUUGCACACUGGAAACUCUUGUUCCUUAUUCUCGGUGCCAUCACUUCAACUUAUGGUCUUGUCUUGUUUGUUAUGUUGCCGGACUCGCCUACCAAGGCCAUUUUCUUGAAGCCCGAUGAGCGUGUCAUUGCUGUGCAGCGAACACUGACGAACAAGACUGGGGUCAUGGAUACCGGCGUGUUCAAAUGGUCGCAGGCUGUUCAGGCCCUGAAAGAUCCCCAGACGUGGCUCCUGGUUCUGAAUGCGUUCUCUUCGAACCUGGCCAACGGUGGUCUCACAAGCUUUACAUCCAUUAUCACCGCCGGAUUCGGAUUCACUGAUCUCAAGGCCCUUCUUAUGCAAAUGCCUCAGGGCGGCGCCCAGAUCGUAUUUUUGUUGAUUACCUCCAUCACCGUGACCUAUAUUCCCUCAUCUCGCAUAUUAGGAAUGUGUCUCGUCACAAUAGUUUCUAUCAUCGGAUUGAUUCUUAUCUGGAGGCUUGACCCCGACGAUCAAGCUGGGCGGAUGGUUGGGUUGACGUUAGCCGUCGUCUACGCGAUCAAUUUUCCCAUGUCGUUGAGUAUCAUUACUUCCAAUGUGGCCGGAUUUACGAAAAAGAGUGUUGUUAGUGGAUUGCUUUUUGUUGCAUACUGCGUGGGAAAUAUCGUGGGCCCUCAAUUUUUCCUUGCCUCGGAGGAACCAUCGUACCCAACCGGCAUCAAAGCCUCAAUGUCAGGCUUGAUCUUGAGCGUUUUCUUCCUUCUGUGCCUAUAUUCAUACUACACGUGGGAGAACCGUCGACGAGACAGGAUGUAUGGUUUGCCCGAGCAGAUGACCGUGGGGGCUGAGCUACAGGAUGAAAUAUCGAACAAGACGGAUCGCGAGAUUGAUAGUUUCCGAUAUCUUCUCUAG